AUGACGAGGAUUCCUGCUGUCGCUCUCGCUUUGUCGGCGGUGGCCGGCGUCUCGGCCCAUGCCGCUCACGCCGACGCACCCGAAUCCGCUUGGAUGCGCAAGUACCCGGACUCGGGCGACCUCUCUUUCUCCGGCAUCGUCACCUUCGCACACCUCCCCCACUCGCGAUGCCUCGACGAACCCCAGCAGACCUUUGACAUUGCCGUCCUCGGCAUGCCCUUCGACACGAGCGUCUCGUACCGACCUGGUGCGCGCUUUGGACCGAACGCGAUUCGGCAAGGGUCGCGCAGACAUGCGACGAACAGGGCUUACUCGAUUCCUUGGAACUUCAACCCCUUCCUUGCCGGCGCCAAGGUACUCGACUGCGGCGACGUCCCCAUCUCGCCCUACGACAACGCGCUCGCGAUGGAUCAGAUUGAGACUGCGUACUCGAGCUUGCUCGCGAGGGAGGUCUCGACCGAGUUCAUGCAAGAACACGGAGACACGAAGAGCCUGGCGCUCGACGGCAAGGAGCACCCGAAGAUUGUGACGCUCGGCGGUGACCACACCGUUGUCCUUCCCAUUCUUCGCUCGCUGCACAAGGUCUACGGCGAGAUUGCGGUGCUCCACUUCGACGCUCACCUCGACACCUGGAACGGCAACCUCUACAAGGGCGCCUGGACAGACCAAUCCAAAGUGACCCAUGGCAGCUUCUUCUGGAAAGCCUCAACCGAGGGGCUCAUCUCCAACACCUCUUCCAUCCACGCCGGCAUCCGCACGAGGUUGUCCGAGUUUGAGGACUUGACGCACGACUCGGAGGUCGGGUUCAAGUUGCUCACGACGGACGAUAUCGACGAGUUGAAGCCGAGCGGGAUCAUCAAGGCUAUCAAGGAGCGCGUUGGGAACAUGCCAGUCUACCUCUCGCUCGACAUCGACGUCGUCGACCCCUCGAUGGCGCCCGCAACCGGCACGCCCGAAUCAGGCGGCUGGACCUCCCGGGAGCUCAAGUCUAUCCUGCGCGGUCUCUCCUCUCUCAACCUCGUCGGGCUCGACAUCGUCGAAGUCUCGCCCGGAUACGACACCAACGCCGAGGUGACGGGCAUGUUGGCUGCGGAUUUGGUGCAGGAGUUUUUGGGGAUGUUGAUGAAGGGCAAGGGACCGAAGGGAAGGAAGGAGUGGUUGCCGGCUGUCAAGGCGGGCGUUCUGAAUGACCAGCGGGAGGGGACGGUCAAGGAGGCCGGGAAGGGCCACGAUGAGCUGUAG
This is a messenger RNA of Rhodotorula toruloides NP11, 1242 nucleotides long. Its product is annotated as agmatinase. The record is from RefSeq and is a predicted model, not a curated record. The coding region runs from base 1 to 1242 and encodes 413 amino acids. The transcript has 7 exons. Gene Ontology annotation, molecular function: metal ion binding; agmatinase activity. Lineage: Eukaryota; Fungi; Basidiomycota; Microbotryomycetes; Sporidiobolales; Sporidiobolaceae.